CAUUUAAAAAGUCACUUUAAAAACACAUUGUUCAGUUUCAGAAUUUUAAAGUAAUUUCAGCCUCAUAGUGACUCAAAUAUUUACCUUAUCUCCAACUGUGACAGAUUUUUACAUCACUUUGACAAAUUAAACAUGACACAUGAUCGAACAUUGAUGAGUAUGAGUUGUAUGGUAAAUAUUUCAGAGGAUUGCCUGGCUGUUUGACAGCUGCAUUACUAUCCAUAGAAUCAAGCAGUUGGCAGCAUAGAUUUCAUUCUUAGCUGAUCAUAUGUACAUAAUCAACAUCAGUGUCCUGACAUUUGAGAUACACAGGCUUGAAAAGUGUUCAUAGCAAACAAACCUCUCACUGGGAUUUCAGUGUUUUUAAAAAUUGAAACUGCUGCAGAUUCAUUUGUUCUGUUUUGACUGUUUUUGAUUUUUUUCACAAUGUUGAUUAAGUAAGUUGAAAUUAUUGGAAAAUAACCUUGAAUUUUCACUUACAGAUGACAGAUUGUUUUUCAGUGGAAUAAUUUAGCUUUGACAGCGACGUUAUGAAUGAGGAAAUGAAUCGGAGUGUCAGUCACGCAGGUUCAGUUGCGGCAGGAGGGGAGGAGUCAGAGGGAGUUAGUUUAAGAAAAUCUGUUCUAGCAAUCUAGCAAGUUUAAGACAUAAAGUCUGUUACCACUAUAACUAACUCGGAGUUUUCCCUCAUCUCAGAGUUGUUAGCUAAAUCUGCUUACUGGAGUACAGCCCACGUGAGGUAUAUUUCUUCAUACAAUCAUUAAAACAUCUCCCACAUGACGUACGUGCAAAACGUAAACCCGCAAAAGGCACACUGAAAAACGUACAUGCCCCCCUAAAACGGCCAUCUUCUGAGACGACCACUUUUGGCAAGAAAUUUCUCGACUAUGGAGAAGUUACAGUAAUUACCGAGCCUGUUCGUUUUCUCUUCUCAUUUCUGUUUCACAUUAAAAAUGAGACCGAUUAUUCUGCUCCUCCUCUUCUGCUGCGCAGUGUGUGUGUCUGCAGUCACUCACUCUCUGCAGUAUUUCUACAUUGGAUCUUCUGAGGUCCCAAGCCUCCCAGAGUUUGUGGUUGUUGGGAUGGUCGAUGAUGUUCAGAUGAUUCACUAUAACAGCAACACCAGGAGAGCUGUGCCCAAACAGGACUGGAUGAGCAACGUCACAGAAGAUGAUCCACAGUACUGGGACACGGAGAGUAGAGGGUUCAGUAAUGCUGAGCAGGUGUUCAGAAACAACACUGAAAUUGCAAAGCACCGCUUCAAUCAAACUGGAGGUAUCCACGUUGUCCAGUUAAUGUAUGGCUGUGAAUGGGAUGAUGUGUUUGUUCGAGGAUAUCACCAGUACGGCUAUGAUGGAGAAGACUUCAUAACAUUUGAUGUAAACACGGAGACAUGGAUCACUCCAGCACCUCAGGCUGUCAUGACCAAAAAUAAGUGGGAUCGUGAUGCAGAUUGGAAUACGAAGAGGAGAAAGUACUUAACUCAGGACUGUGUUGACUGGCUGAAGAAAUAUGUGAACUAUGGUCAGAAAAGUCUGAAGAGAACAGUUCUUCCCUCAGUGUCUCUCCUCCAGAAGACUCCUUCUUCUCCAGUCAUCUGCCACGCUACAGGUUUCUAUCCUCACAGAGCUGAGAUGUUCUGGAGGAAAGAUGGAGUGGAGCUUCAUGAAGGUGUAGAGAAAGGAGAGAUCUUUCCCAACAAUGAUGGGACCUUCCAGAUGAGUGUUUAUCUGGACCUCGGAUCUGUUAGACCUGAAGACUGGAUGAGAUAUGACUGUGUGUUUCAGCUCUCUGGUGUGAACGAGGACGUCAUCACUAAACUGGGCAAAGCAGUGAUCAAAACCAACGAGGGUAAAAGUGAAGGAAAUUCACUCGCCAUGAUCAUCCCGAUGAUCGUUGCAACGCUUGUUCUCGCAGUGAUUGCUGUAAUUGGUUUUAUUGUCUACAAAAAGAGAACAGUGUCCAAGACACCUGGUAAUUCUGCUGGAGAUAUUAUCUGUGACAACGAAGACAGACAAAGUUUGGAUCCGCCUGUGAACUUCACCAAGGAAUCUUCAACACUGAACCUCUGAGAAAAAGUUUCUGCUGCAACAGAAGUUAACAAUUUUUCUUCACUGAUUUGAUGCAGUUCUUGUCACAGUCCUAGGUUGGUGACCCAAGUAUUUUGUGUAUUAUUAUUAUUAUUAUUAUUAUUAUUAUUAUUAUUAUUGUUGUUGUUGUUGUUGUUGUUGUUGUUAUUCUGUGAUUUCUCUGUUUUAUAUGACUUGUAGUGUUGAUUUCUGUUUUUGUAUUCUAGUUCUUAGGUUUAGUUCUGUGCCCACUGUUUCCUGUUUUACUUUGAAGGUCAAUGUAUUCUGUUUUGCUUCCUCCCCAUCUCGUCUUUGUAAUUAGUGUCAGCCAUGUCUCCCAGGUGUUUGCUCUUUGCCCGUUCCCCUUCUGUAUUUAGUGUUUGCAUGUGUUCCUGUUCGUCAUCGCGUCGUCCCUCAUACUUGUCUCUGUGUUCUGUUUCAAGCUCAGUUUCCAGCCUUCCCAGUUUAGUUUCUGUUUUGUCUUAUGCCAGCAAUAAAGCUGAGGUCUUUGAGUUUAAGUUCCGCCUCCACGAGUUUGCAUUUGGGUCCUAUUCCUGCCUUCACACAGCUGCUCCAUGACAGUUCUUCCAUUAGGAGCAUCACACUCAGCACUCUUAAUGCAGUUCUCAAAUCAGUGACGUAUUUCCUCAUCCACAGCAGACUUUCUCAUUGUUUUUGUAAACACCACUAUUGUGUUAAUUAAUUUUCCAUAUGAAUGUCACAGCUCAUCAAAGCAGUUUGUACUUUUGUCAGUCAAAACUGCAGAUUUCUCACUUACCUAGAUACUGUUAAGCACUGGAUUUAGUCUUUUCAAUCAGAUUAAUACAAACUUUUUGUAUGAACCAUAUGCAUUAUGUGUAAAAGAACAAGUCCAGUUACACACUGUCAGUGUCACUGUUUAGUGAAAUUGGCCUUCAGUUGAAAGUAGAUAGAAUGUGUGGAUAGGACAGUGCAGAAAGUGAGAGGAAAGUGGGAAAAGAAUGAUGACAUGCAGAAAAUAGUCUGGGACAGAGUUGAACCUAUUUAUGUUUAAAUUAUGUUUCAAUAAUGCCAAACACUUAAACACAUAAUUGAAUUACUUUGUUUUACAUAUUUGGCACAUUCAUAUGAGGACAUGAAAUAUUGCUGCAAAAAGAGAAUCACCCAGCUGUCAGCUAUGUAGAAAGGAUGCUGGUGUUAUUUGUCUCUCAGAAACAGUUCAUAACUUCCCUUCAACUCAUUCAUGUCACCUUAAAGGUAAACCUGUUUCUCCAUCACCUGUUCAG
This is a messenger RNA of Haplochromis burtoni (Burton's mouthbrooder), 3334 nucleotides long. Its product is annotated as class I histocompatibility antigen, F10 alpha chain-like. The transcript is spliced from 7 exons. Gene Ontology annotation, biological process: immune response. The coding region runs from base 954 to 2072 and encodes 372 amino acids. Gene Ontology annotation, cellular component: external side of plasma membrane. NCBI's taxonomy places the organism in Eukaryota, Metazoa, Chordata, Actinopteri, Cichliformes, Cichlidae. The record is from RefSeq and is a predicted model, not a curated record.